This is a messenger RNA of Penicillium verhagenii, 963 nucleotides long. Its product is annotated as thiamine pyrophosphokinase-related protein. The record is from RefSeq and is a predicted model, not a curated record. The transcript is spliced from 2 exons. Gene Ontology annotation, molecular function: 8-oxo-dGDP phosphatase activity. Lineage: Eukaryota; Fungi; Ascomycota; Eurotiomycetes; Eurotiales; Aspergillaceae. The coding region runs from base 1 to 963 and encodes 320 amino acids.
AUGGGCAAAUCCAAUCUCGAGCUGAUCGUUGAAUGCGAUAACUUCCCAUAUUACGAGGAUAACCGUGCUGCGUACACGGAGAACCUUAACAACUACCAUGCAUUCCGAGUCAAUGGCUAUGAUGCCACUCUGGGUUACAUUUUGAACUCAGUGGUUGAGAAAUUCCCCUGGUCACCGGACUACUGGGCGGUUGACUCUGCCGCCAAGACCGUAACUUUGACCACGCCGGCAGACGCAACACCGGAGCACCGCAGUAAGUUGGUCGGAGGAAGCAUUCUCGAGGCCGUGAAGAUCGGUGCCUUUGAAGUACUGAAGGGGUGGCGAAAUGAAAAGUACCCGGUUUAUGGACCAGCUGGAGAGUUUCUGCUCGACAUGGAACGAUGUGCUUCGCCGCUAUUCGGUGUCGUGAGCUACGGUGCCCACAUGACCGGCUACGUGGAAGACGCCGAUGGCAUCAAGUUCUGGGUUCCUCGACGCUCAAAGACCAAGCAGACCUACCCUAGCAUGCUGGACAACACAGUUGCGGGCGGUAUGUGCACUGGCGAAAAGCCAUUUGAGUGCAUUGUCCGUGAAGCUAUGGAGGAAGCUUCCCUUCCCGAGGAUGUGGUGCGUGCUUCUAUCACUCCGGUGGGCGUUGUGACUUACAGCCAUGUUCGGGAUGUGCGGGCUGGUGGUGAGACUGGGCUGAGCCAGCCAGAGGUCGAGUAUGUCUAUGAUUUGAAGCUUGACCCAUCGGUCAUUCCGCAGCCCGGGGACAACGAGGUGGAAGAAUUCCAUCUCUGGACUGUGGACCAAGUUAAAGAAGCAUUGGCUCGCGGCGAAUUCAAGCCCAAUUGCGCUUUCGUCAUGAUCGAUUUCUUCAUUCGACGUGGUAUUCUGACUGCGGAAAAUGAGCCUGAUUAUUUGGACAUUAUGUCUCGUCUGCAUCGUCGCUUGGAAUACCCGACGGUCUCACACUGCUAG